AUGAAGAAGGCAUUGCGUCUCAAAUCGGCGGGUUCGGGCUCCAAGAAGAGUCUUGGGUCCGGUGGGUCCGGGUCGGGACCCGGAAAGCCCAAGCGGGUUAUGACAGUGGGUGAGCUAAUGAGGAUCCAAAUGGGGAUUUCUGACGCUAUGGGACUCUAG
This is a messenger RNA of Prunus armeniaca (apricot), 159 nucleotides long. Lineage: Eukaryota; Viridiplantae; Streptophyta; Magnoliopsida; Rosales; Rosaceae. The record is from the annotation of a GenBank genome assembly.